Molecule: messenger RNA, 720 nt
Organism: Ramularia collo-cygni
Lineage: Eukaryota; Fungi; Ascomycota; Dothideomycetes; Mycosphaerellales; Mycosphaerellaceae
Product: related to endoglucanase I precursor
Exons: 2
Coding region: 1-720 (239 amino acids)
Biological process (GO): polysaccharide catabolic process
Molecular function (GO): cellulase activity
Source: RefSeq, a predicted model, not a curated record
AUGUYUCACAAACUUACUGUCCUGCUCCUCGCAGGUUUUGCCGCGGCGGACAUUGGCAACAUGUGCGGAGAGCAAGAGGGCUACUCCAGCAGUGGCUAUCGGGUGCAAAACAACCUAUGGGGAAAAGGCAGUGCCUCCGGAGGAUCUCAGUGCUCUGCUGUAAACAGUAUAUCGGGCUCAGGAGUCGCAUGGUCUACCACUUGGCAAUGGUCUGGUGGUCAAAACAAUGUGAAGAGCUAUUCGUACUCUGCCCGCGAGGGAUUCAACAAGAGGCCCGUUUCCCAGAUCGCUUCCCUCCCUUCUUCUGCUUCCUGGUCCAUCAGCAACGGAGGAGCUCGCUUUAACGUUGCAUUCGAUCUCUUCACGGCCGCAGACCCAAACCACCCAACGUCUAGUGGAGACUACGAAUUGAUGGUCUGGCUUGCUCGUUAUGGAGAAGUUUACCCAAUCGGAUCCCGCAAGUACACCGUCAAUCUAGCGGGUUACUCAUGGGACCUUUACGUCGGCUACAAUGGCAACAUGAAGGUCUUCAGCUACGUCGCUCCUAACCCAAUCAACAACUUCAAUGGAGACAUCAAAGCAUUCUUCAACCACAUGAUAUCCCAGGAGGGCUUCCCGGCUUCAUCGCAGAAUCUGAUCACUUUCCAAUUCGGUACCGAACCCUUCACUGGGUCCAAAACAACGUUCGAUGUUUCAAGUUGGACCGCAAACGUGAACUGA